Cokeromyces recurvatus is the source of this 1125-nucleotide messenger RNA. Its product is annotated as kinase-like domain-containing protein. The record is from RefSeq and is a predicted model, not a curated record. The transcript has 4 exons. Bases 1 to 1125 code for a protein of 374 amino acids. Gene Ontology annotation, biological process: phosphatidylcholine biosynthetic process; phosphatidylethanolamine biosynthetic process. Gene Ontology annotation, molecular function: ethanolamine kinase activity; choline kinase activity. NCBI's taxonomy places the organism in Eukaryota, Fungi, Mucoromycota, Mucoromycetes, Mucorales, Mucoraceae. Gene Ontology annotation, cellular component: cytoplasm.
AUGUCAUCACCGUCAUCGCCUAUACCAUGUUCAAAAGAUGAAUUACCUUCUAUUCCUGGCUGUGACACUAUUAUUGACUUAUUAACAUUAAAGGGAGAUGAUCUGAAAAACAAGAUUCUUAAAUUAGUUCAAGUCCUUUUUCCUGAUUGGGCUGAAGAAGUACACGAUAUUCAAUUAGAUCGUGUUAGUGGUGCAAUGACAAAUGCUGUCUUUUUUGUUAACGCCAAUAACAAACCUCGUUUAUUAGUAAGGAUAUAUGGUAACGGUGUAGACCAAAUUAUAGAUCGGGGCAAUGAAUUAGCAUGGCUUGCACGACUCUCACAUUUAAAUAUUGGUCCUAGUUUGUUAGGUAUAUUUGGUAAUGGACGAUUUGAAGAAUAUUUGCCAUCAACAACAUUGACACAUCGUGACUUGCGCGAUCCCAAGACUUCAAAACAAAUCGCUUCCUGUCUCCGUGAGCUUCACGACAUUGUCACAGUUUAUCCUUAUGACAACAGUAAAUUAGAAAUUUGGAAUAAUAUUGAUAAAUGGCAUCGUCUUGUAAUGAAUUUAUUACCAGCUUUAUUAAAAAAAAGCGAUGGUUGGGCUAAAGUGCUCGAGGAGUAUAAUUUAGAACGUUUAGCAUCAGAAAUUGAAGAAUGCAAGAAAAUAUUAGAAUCAACUCAUUCCCCCAUUGUAUUUGCUCAUAAUGAUACGCAAUACGGCAAUAUACUUCGAUUAGAAAAGUCAAAUGAACUCGUUAUUGUCGAUUUUGAAUAUGCAGGAUACAAUCCUCGUGGUUUUGAUAUAGCCAAUCAUUUUUGUGAAUGGACUUAUGAUUAUCAUUCGGAUAAUCCAGCCGAAAUGAAAAUGGAUCAAUUUCCUACUUAUGAAGAACAAAUUCGCUUUUUAAAAGCUUACUUAGAUACACAAUCUAAACAUAACAAUUCUAACAUAAUUGAUAAUUCACUCACACCUGAACGUUUACAAAAGGAGACAUCCAUGUGGUUAAUGGCCACGCAUUUAUCUUGGGGUCUAUGGGGCUUAAUUCAAGCUAAUCAAAGUGAAAUAGAUUUUGAUUACUUUUUAUAUUCAAUGCAACGUUUAAAUGCUUUUAGAGAAGAAUUAGCAAAAUGGAGAAAAUAA